CGGAACCUUUGAAAAACAGGAAACGUCAGCCGGACUCUGAAAAUAGCAGCACCGGUUGGACCCAUGUGAGUGAGGGUUGCUGUGAAGACGAAGCGAUGCGGCGGCUGUACGUCGGCGGGUUGAGCCACACGGUGACCCAGAAGGACCUGAAGGAUCGGUUUGGAAAGUUUGGCGAGGUGGAGGACGUGGAGCUGCGGACCAGGAGGGACGAGGAUGGUGUUCCUUAUAAAACCUUCAGCUACAUCAACAUCAACAUUUCUGACGCUGAGCUGAAGAAAUGUUUGACGGUUCUGAACAAAUCCAAAUGGAAAGGAGGAACUCUGCAGAUUGAAGCAGCUAAAGAGAGUUUCCUGCACAGGUUGGCUCAGGAGCGACAGGAGGCAGCCGAGCAGCGUCUCCGUGGAUCUGCAGCUGAAGACCAGAAGCAGAAGCUUCUGGACUCUCUGAGCAAAGCCGGAGUGGAAGACUUCACCAUGAAGGCUGCGGUGCCGGGGUCCGAAGUACCGGGACACAAGGACUGGGUCGUCAGUAAAUUCGGCCGGGUUCUUCCUGUCCUGCAGCUCAGGUGUCAGAAAGGCCCCAAAGCUCGAACCUCCAAGUACGACCCGUCCAAAUACUGUCACAACAUCCGCAGGCUGGACCGCAACGCUGCCGACGAGUCCACACCUGUGACCCAGCUCACCUGGGAGGUGCAGGGGGGCGAUGAUGACAUCAGUAAGAAGAGGAGGGGAGAGUUCCCCCCGUUUAAACCGCCAAGACCCAAGAAGACUCGAACAGACGCAGUAAACUCUGAUUCAUUCAGACACACAUCUGAGCAGACCCAAAUCCAUCGACUCGCCAACAGAUCAGAACCUCCAGCCAAUCACAGGCCGGCUCGGCGGGAGGGAAGAUGUUGGUCUGACAGCGACUCGGACGAGGAGCUCCGCAGGCUGGUGGCGGCUGAGCAGACGUCCCAUGAUGCACUGCAGCAGGAGGUGCAGGACGAUAGCCUGGAGGUGGUGGGAGUCGACUUCCUGGUCAGAUCAAAACAAAAAGACGAGGAAGACGAGGAAGACUACGACUCUGCCGACACAGAUGAACUGUUCGCAUCCAGAAGAAAACCUGCAGAGAAACUUCCUGCUGGAAGCAUCGAACACGUUUCAACAGACUGUAGAGAGGAGGAGGAGGAGGAGGAGGAGGAGGGAGGACCUUCAUCCUCUCAGCAGAGCGAUGGUGAUGAAGAAGUAGCAUCCUCUUCCUCUGCAGACUCAGAUUACGACGCCAUGUUUUCUAACGCCACCCGUCUGGAGAUCUCCCUGGAGGAUUUACAGACGCUGGCUGAGACCGCAGCUCCCAGAAUCCCCGGCUCCGCCUCCGAACCAGACGCCGACGCCUCCUCGGGCCCCGCGGAGCGAGCGGCGCCCAAGAAGGGAAUCACACCCGAGGAGAUCCUGGCCUCCCUCCUGAAGGAGCACAGCAAGGAGGACGAAGAGCAGCCGAGGAGGAAGAGGAGGGGCAUCACGCUGCCUGCCUUCAUGGGGACCAAGUCACUGAUGGGAGACGGGGAGGAGGAGGAGGGAGGAGGAGGUGCUAAAAAACAGACACCGAAUUCUGAAUCUCAACAGGGGGAGGAGGAGGUGAAGAAGAUGCUGUCUUCUAAAGCUGCAAAAACUCAUCUUCAUAAAGUUCUCCUCAGUCCACAGACUGGAUCUUCCUCUGGCAGUGAUGAUGAGGAGGUGGAGGAAGAAGAGGAGGAGGAGGUGGAGGUGGAGGAAGAAGAGGAGGAGGAAAAAUCCAGUCAGACUGUUCGUAACAACAGAUCCUCAGCAGAGGAUCAGCCUUCAUCCAGCAGUUGCUCUGAGGAAGAGGAGCAGCAGGUCAGUCUGGCUCCUCACAGCGAGGAGGAGGAGGAGCAUCAGGCUCCUCCCCGGGUGGCGUUGGGAGCAGAGGAGGAGGAAGAGCUGCAGAGGAAGGCCAACAUGAGGAGGCUGGCUGCUCUCCAGCAGAGACAGAAGGAAGCUGAAGAACACAGGAAGUUGAUCCGGGGCGCUCUGUCCAACCUGGACGCUCCAGCUCCGAGUGCAGGGAAACACAUCGUCUUCGGCUCUGAUGAUGAUGAUGAUGAGGAGGAGGUUUCAAAAAGGAGUCUGCUCCAGGACGGCCAAUCAGAGAAGGAUGUGGGCGGGGCUACAGCCAAUCAGGAGGUUCGGCUGAAACCUUCGGCUCCUCGGCUGUUUGCCGACAGUGAGGAUGAGGAGGAGGAGGGUGAUGAAGAGGAGGACGGCAGCAGGUUCAACAUCAGGCCUGAGUUUGAAGGUCGUGCAGGACAGAAGCUGAUGGCGCUCCAGUCUCGCUUCGGAACAGACGAGCGGUUCCGGAUGGAUUCCCGUUUCCUGGAAGAUGAAGAAGAGGAGGAGGAGGAGGGUGGAGCAGCAGAGGUGAAGACGAGCCCGGUGGAGGAAGAGGAGGCUCUGGAGGAGGAGAAGAAGAAGAACCUCUCCAUCCUGCACAGCAUCCUCGGAAGCAGCCGACAAACCGGCAGCAAGACGGCGAGCAAAGCUAAAAAAUUCAGAGACGUGUCGUCGCUUCAUUACGACCCGAGCCGAGAGGAACACGCUGCGUUCGAGGUCAAACCUGAAGAAAGCAAGAAGGACAGUAAGUCAGCCAGGAGGAAGAAGAGGGAGGAAGCUCAGAAGCUUCCUGACGUUUCUAAAGAGAUUUAUUACGACGUGUCCGGAGACCUGAAGGCCGUCUUCAGUCAGGCGAAGGACGACGUCACCGAAGAAGAAGAAGAAGAAAAGGCUGAGUGGAAUCAGCUGGAGGAAGAGGAGGGAGGAGGGGAGGAAGAGCAGCUCCUCUCAGCUGAUCGCAGCACAGAGAAACAAGAGUCGACCGGAUUUAAGUUUUCCUUCUUCGGAGACGAGACGGAGACAGGAAGUGGAGAGACGACUGAGUAUAAGGUGGAGAAGAUCCAGGCUCCCAAGGUCUCCUGGCAUCAAGACCCUCGUUUCCUGGACAGCAGCUCGGAGGAGGAGGAGGAGGACAACUCCUUCAAAUCUAGAUUUCUUCUUUUUCCGCCCUGAGGACAGCAGACUGAAAGAAGGUCCUGGUUUGUUCUGCAGGACCGCUGAGCUGCAGGAGCAGAGGGAGGAGUGGCAGGAGAGCAGGAUCACGUUAAAACAGGAGUACAAGAAGAAGCACAGAGACGCCCGGAGGAAGCUGAGGGGCUCCCAGAAGAGCUGAGAAUUCUGGGAAAUGUAGUCUUUGUGUUACACUCAAGUUCUGAUUGACUGCAAACAAUUUCUCUUUUUCUGAAGAGAGAAGUGAAAGUUUAAUCCUCAGUAUCUGAUCUUUGGUCAGAUAAUGUUUUGAGACAUUCUUAGUUUGUUUCUUUUUGUUAAAUUAGAAAAAAAUGUUUAACAUUUAACUGAAGAACAACAAAAAACUAAACUGGUCAAGUGUAAAAAGAAAGUUCUUUAAUACAUAAUAUGUUAAAGAUUCAUACAAAUGUUUAAUAAUGUACCUUUUUACACUUCUUCAUUUAAUAAAUAAUUCAACUCAG
Molecule: messenger RNA, 3541 nt
Organism: Austrofundulus limnaeus
Lineage: Eukaryota; Metazoa; Chordata; Actinopteri; Cyprinodontiformes; Rivulidae
Gene: nol8
Product: nucleolar protein 8
Biological process (GO): protein localization to nucleolus
Cellular component (GO): nucleolus
Molecular function (GO): RNA binding
Source: RefSeq, a predicted model, not a curated record